Messenger RNA from Astyanax mexicanus (Mexican tetra), 3967 nucleotides. RefSeq names its product glucosidase, alpha; neutral C (gene ganc). The transcript has 24 exons. The record is from RefSeq and is a predicted model, not a curated record. Bases 123 to 2840 code for a protein of 905 amino acids. Lineage: Eukaryota; Metazoa; Chordata; Actinopteri; Characiformes; Acestrorhamphidae. Gene Ontology annotation, biological process: carbohydrate metabolic process; N-glycan processing. Gene Ontology annotation, molecular function: carbohydrate binding; alpha-1,4-glucosidase activity.
CUGUCCAAUCUCGUGGCUGAAGCUGAGGGGGCGUGGUCUCUCGCUUUAAGCUCUGUGCAGUUCAAGUGCUCAGCCCCACACUCUGAGCUUUCUGUCCGCGAGCUAACGCUAGGUUAUUUAGCAUGGCGGAUCCGGACACAGAGGAGAGAGUCUUAGCGGAAACAGUGGAAAGUGUAGUGCCAAACGACGAGGGUGCAGCUAAGUUUAAAAAAACUCAGGACAUUUUAUUUUACAGGAGACAGAGAGCCAAGCUCGGGCUGCAGUACUGUGCCUCCCUAGACACUUUAGUGCUGACUGAAAGAGGAGCGAAUGUGGAGGUGUAUGAAACUCACUCUCAGGAGCGUCUUCUUCUCCAACUAUGUGCAAUAAAAAAUGGAACCAUCAGAGUAACCAUUGAUGAGCUGCAGCCUAAAAAAACUCGCUAUAAGGUUGCUGAUGUGUUGGUCAAGGAACCAGUAUAUGAACAGUUGAGGAUCGAGUGGAAGAGAACAGAAAGUGUCUCUUUGACAUGGGGUGCAGGACAGCAUCGAUGUGUGGUCUCAGCCUCCCCUUUCUGCCUGGAGGUGCUCUGUGAUGAAGAGGUGGUGGUCACACUCAAUCCUAAAGGCAGACUCUGCUUUGAGACACUGCAGGAUCCUGAGAGGCCGUCCUCAAGUUCACAACAGGAUGAUGAAGAUCCUUUAGGGCUGUGGAAAGAGACCUUUCGACAGUUUACGGACAUCAAGGCAAAUGGUCCCAGUUCAGUGGGUGUAGACUUUAGCCUUCAUGGCUUCGUUAAUGCUUAUGGUCUUCCUGAACAUGCUGAUGCACUCCAGUUGAAGGACACGAGUGAUGGCGAGCCAUAUCGAUUAUACAACCUGGAUGUAUUUGGGUAUAAGAUAGGCAGCAGGAUGGGGCUUUAUGGCUCUGUUCCUCUGCUUUUAGCCCAUAAGGCAGAGAGGACUCUGGGCAUGUUCUGGCUGAAUGCCUCUGAGACUCUGGUAGAUCUCCAGUACUCAAAGCAGGAAGAGACUGGAGAUACUGGUUCUCCAGUGAAUAAGACAAAGGUUAGUCCUCAAACUGAUGUGAGCUGGGUGUCAGAGAGUGGACAAAUUGAUUGUUUUGUUCUUCUGGGGCCCUCACCAGCAGAUGUGUUCUCUCAGUAUGCUCAACUUACAGGAUACCAAGCUCUACCCCCUCUCUUCUCUCUGGGUUAUCAUCAGUGUCGUUGGAACUAUCAAGAUGAGAACGACGUGAAGGCUGUGGAUGAUGGCUUUGACCGCUAUGACAUUCCUUAUGAUGUGAUCUGGCUGGAUAUCGAACACACUGAGGGAAAGCGCUAUUUCACUUGGGACUCCAAGCUCUUCCCUAAUCCAGUGGACAUGCAGCUCCGUCUGCAGAAAAAGAAAAGGAAGUUGGUGGUUAUCAGUGAUCCCCAUAUUAAAGCUGACCCUGACUGGCCUUUUUUCUGUGCGGCCAGAGAUGGUGGUCAUUUUGUGAAGGACCGAAACGGUGAUGAUUAUCAUGGAAGAUGCUGGCCAGAUGAUUCCUGUUACUUGGACUUAAGUAGUUCAAGGACAAGGUCCUGGUAUGCCAACCAGUUUUCAUUUGACAAAUAUGAAGGAUCUACAGAGUCCUUGUUUGUGUGGAAUGACAUGAAUGAACCCUCAGUCUUCAAUGGGCCGGAGCUGACAAUGCAGAAAGAUGCUGUACAUUGUGGAGGCUGGGAGCACAGGGAAAUGCACAACUUGUAUGGCUUUUUCCAGCACCUGGCAACUUUUGAGGGCUUGAUAAAUCGCUCUGGUGGUCUGGAGAGACCAUUUGUUCUUUCACGCUCCUUCUUUGCUGGGUCACAAAGAGUGGGUGCGAUAUGGACAGGAGACAAUCUUGCUACCUGGGAGUAUCUGAAGAUCUCCAUCCCGAUGCUGUUGUCCUUGAGUAUCACUGGACUACACUUUUGUGGCGCUGAUGUAGGGGGCUUCAUGCUGGAUCCUAGCCCUGAGCUGCUUGUGCGCUGGUACCAGGCGGGGGCUCUGCAGCCCUUUUUUAGAGGCCACUCCGCUAGAUAUACAAAGAGACGCGAGCCCUGGCUUUUUGAGGACGAGGUCACUUUAGCAGUGCGAUCAGCAAUCCAGGAGAGAUACUUUCUGCUGCCCUACUGGUACACUCUCUUUCACCAAGCCCACACCUCUGCCUUGCCACCUAUGAGACCUUUAUGGGUGGAGUUCCCAAAGGAGACAGAAACCUUUACUAUGGAUAAUCAGUACAUGAUUGGCAGUGCUCUUUUGGCCUGUCCUGUGACUGACCCAGGAGUCUCAGAGGUCAAGAUUCUACUGCCAGGAUCAACUGAGUUGUGGUAUGAUGUGAGCAGUGGGGAGCAGCACAGAGGAGGUGGGACUUUGACUCUUCCUGUGACUUUGGAGACAGUGCCUGUGUUCCAGCGUGGAGGAACAGUGAUCCCCAGGAGAACGGACUGUGGCUCCUGCACUGCUGAUCUCCAGCAGCAGCCCUUCUCUCUAACUGUAGCCCUGGACUCAAAGGGUAAUGCUGAAGGUGUGCUGUAUCUGGAUGAUGGACACUCCUUCAGCUACAGAGAUAAAAAGCAGUUCUGUUUGCGCAAUUUCACUAUGCACUCUGGCAAAAUUACUAGCAGCUGUGGAGACAAGGAAGGCCUGUUAAUUCCAAAUGGGAAGCUGGAGUCUGUGUUUAUUUUGGGUCAGAAAAAUUUUACAGGGCAACCUACUGUAAAAUCAGCUGCAGGUAACUCUAACGUCACAUUUCAGUUUGAAGAAGAAGAAGCUAUGCUGACACUGACUGAUUUGGACCUGGAUAUACACACAGACUGGGAAAUCAGAAUAUAACUGCUACCCUGUAAUAGGUAACAAAGCAGGAAAAUGGUGCCCAUUUUUAACCUUUUAACAAGCACCGUCCCCCCUAAGGGAUUUACCAAGGCUGGUCCCUGGUUGAUCUCUCACUGGUGAAACUGUAAUGUUUGGAGUAGAUUAUUUAGCUUUGAAUGUGAUUCAACAAUCAGAUUUAAUUACACUAGUUCAUAUACUCCAUUUCCCCAGCACACAGCAGGCACCCAAAACACUGAUUAAGCCUGGCAGCCCCUGUGAUAUCAAUAUAAAUUUACCAGUCAUACCAGCCACACACUCAGUAUUUUUUUUUUUUUUUGCUAAAACAGCACAAAGACAUUUACUUUGCUGGUCAUGAACUAAGAUGUCAGUGGUUGAUUAUUGUUUUGUAGCUAAAGCUGUAAUAAAAUUAACAUCCAGGCAGAUAUAAAAUCUUUAGUUGGUUUGUUUGAAAGAAAUUGACUGUAAAUAUGUUAUCUGCCAUUCAGUCAACCCACGUUCUUCACUACCUUAAAAUAAAUUAAUAAAUAAAACAUCAAAAAUGCCUGAUGUAUAAAUAACACAAUUUUAACUUGCACUCUAUGUUAUAUUUUUUCUCUUGUUUCAAAUCUAACAAUCAAACCUUUAAAAAAUAAUCAAUUUUUUACAAGAAAACUUGUACAAGAAAUAAUGGUUGUAAUCAACAACAGUUUUGUUACAUAAGCACAUUGAGAGCUGGUCCUAGAACCAAAGGGUGUUUUUGUCACUGACCACUAGGUAAAAAAAAAGACAGUCUUUGUUAAAGUCUUUGUUACCAAGAACCCCCAAAAUGCUGCCCACAUGUUUUUUUUAGCUGCUGACAUGAAUUUACAUUUUCUUUAAUGUUUACAAUUUCAGAAUUUAAGAAUAAUAAUAUGUAUUGCCACUGUAUUCUUAAAAUUACACUUAGUGUUGGAUCUGAAAUAUGAGUAUUUGCCUACAUGAUACUAUGUCCUGCAGUAAUUCAAUAAUGCAAUAAUUACAAAAGCAUUUCAUUUUCAACUUCCGGUUGGUGUGAUAAUUUGAUAUUGACUUAAUGUAAUCUUGAUUUUAUAAUAAUGGAUGUAUAUAUUACAAUUACAUUAUAAUAAAAAAAACAGUGGUUUUGUUUA